CCGAACACUGUCGGUUCUCCUGAUGCUCACCUGUCUGAUGACGUCAUGGAGUAGAAAAGGCGCUCCGGAUAAAUCCUCUAGUGGUGGAACCGCUCUAGCUGAGUACGAGAGGUUAAAUACUAAACUGCUGCUCAUCCAUCCGUCACUCUUCAGAACCCCAUGAACCCCUCUUGGGGUCAUAGGGCCGCUGGGGCCAACCAGCUGCUGUUGGUUGACACAGUCACACACUCACAAAUGUCUAGGGGCCAGAGAGUCACCAGUUAACCUAUGAAACAUGUUUUUGGACUGGGGGAGGAAGCCUGGAGAAAGACCCACACAUGCACGGAGAGAACAUGGCUGGGUUUCAAACCAGGGCCUUCUUGCGUGAGAGUGCUAGCCACUACACCAGGGUACAGCCCUCUGCUGCAUGUGCAGACUGCUUUAAGAAGACUUCUGUGAACGGACUAGAAGGUUCCGUCUGCAGAGAAGACGGACUGAGGGUCACUCCCCCCCCAGAGUCAUUCAGGAGAAAAUGGAGAACCCUAUAGGACGAUGGUCAUGUCUGAGUUUGGCAUAAAUAACAACAAACAUCUGGAUGUCCCUAAGUCCUCCUUCCUGUUUUCCUCUGUAGUUCUGUCAGAUCCAGGACCAGCCUCUGACCACGUGGCGUUCAGCUGCGACGUCUCCCAGGAGCAGGAGGUGCAGAGAACCUUUGAAAGCAUCAGGAGGAGCUGCGGACGUGUGACCUACCUUGUGAACGCCGCAGGCAUCAACAGAGACGCUGUGCUGCUGAGGACCAGUUCUGAGGACAUGCUGGCUCUGCUUCACACCAACCUGCUGGGCUGCAUGCUGACCUGCAGGGCGGCGAUGCGGGACAUGCUGCACAUGCGGGACGCCGCCAUCGUUAACAUAGGCUCUGUGGUGGGCCUCAAAGGGAACGCCGGCCAGUGCGCCUACAGCGCCACCAAGGCGGGCUUAGCGGGCUUCACUCGCUCUCUGGCCAAGGAAGUGGCGUCACGUAACGUCAGGGUGAACCUGCUGGCGCCAGGUUUCAUCCACACCGACAUGACCGCCGGGCUGAGUGAGGAGCAGAGCGCGCGCUCAAUCCCGCUGGGGAGGUUUGGCGAGCCGGAGGACGUGGCGCAGGCGGCCCUGUUCCUGUUGGAGUCUCCGUACGUCACGGGACAGGUGCUGGUGGUGGAUGGGGGGCUGCACCUUACCAUGUAGAGGAAGCUCCGAUCUUUAUGAUCUUCCAUUCAGAGACGAUGGGGUCUGGCCCGGUCCACUACCCCAAAGGUCCAGAAUGAAAUCGUGGGGUUUACACCGUUCGUCUUUUUCUGGGACUGUAAGGCCUCCACCUCUGACUGUUAUGCUGUUGUUUCUCCGGGAAACCCCCACCAUGAGAUGAGCUGGACUUUUAUUAAUGAUCCCCACUUGAAAAACCAGAACAAUCCACACACAGGAGCAGAACCGGGCCGGCAGGCAAAUGUGAAAAAGGAGACAAAGACGGUGAAUGUAAAGAAACCUUUUUUGAGUGUUUAUUACCUCCAAAUACUGAGAAAAGAGUCGUGUGUGACUCUACAAGUGUCCAAAAGGAACAUGCGGAGAAAGCUGGUGUCCAAGGCUAAGAAUAGAUUUAUAAAACGUCAGAAUCCAAA
Messenger RNA from Oryzias latipes (Japanese medaka), 1637 nucleotides. Lineage: Eukaryota; Metazoa; Chordata; Actinopteri; Beloniformes; Adrianichthyidae. The record is from RefSeq and is a predicted model, not a curated record.